Dictyostelium discoideum AX4 is the source of this 2532-nucleotide messenger RNA. Its product is annotated as BRCT domain-containing protein. The record is from RefSeq and is a predicted model, not a curated record. The transcript is spliced from 2 exons. Gene Ontology annotation, molecular function: DNA ligase (NAD+) activity. The coding region runs from base 1 to 2532 and encodes 843 amino acids. Gene Ontology annotation, biological process: DNA repair; DNA replication. Lineage: Eukaryota; Evosea; Eumycetozoa; Dictyosteliales; Dictyosteliaceae.
AUGUUUAGGCAACAAUCAAAAUAUUUAAAGACUUUAUUUUUAAAUUUUAAAAAUAGUAAUAUAAUUAAUAAUAAUAAUAAUAAUAAUAAUAAUAAUAUAUUAAAAAGUAGUAAAUUUACUACUACUACAUCAACUAUAAACAAUAAUAAUAAUAAUAAUAAUAAUAAUAAUAAAAAAAAUAAUAAUAAUGAAAUAAUUGAAAUUGAAGAAUUAAGAAAUAAAAUUAAUAGAUAUAAUGAUUUAUAUUAUAAUAAAUCUAAAAGUGAAAUAUCAGAUUUCGAAUAUGAUAAAUUAUUUAAAAGAUUAGAAAUUUUAGAAAAGAAAUUUAAUCAACAAACUAUUACUAAUCAAGUUGGAGCACCAAUUAGUGAUUAUAGUAAUAAUAGAGGAUUAAAAUUCAGACAUAAAUCAAGAAUGUUAUCAUUACAAAAUACUUAUUCAAAAGAUGAUAUAAUUGCAUUCAAAAAUAAAAUUGAGAAAUUUCUAUUAAAAAAACAAACAUCACAACAACAACAACCACAACAACAAAUUGAAUACUCUUUAGAAUUGAAAUAUGAUGGUAUUGGUAUAAGUUUAGUUUAUGAAAAUAAUAAAUUAAAAAGAGUUUUAACAAGAGGUAAUGGUGAAAUUGGUGAAGAUAUCACAACAAAUGCAUUACAAUUUAUUCCAUCACUUAAAAAUUUAUUAACUUUACCUUCAAAUUUAACCGUAUUUAUUUUAUUUCUAAUAUUAAAAUAUAAAGAUUUUGAAAUUAGAGGUGAGGUUGUUUUAAAUAAAUCAUAUUUAAAAAUUAUAAAUAAAUUAAAACUUGAUAAUAAUGAUCAACAUCAAUAUAAAAAUACAAGAAAUAUUGUAUCUGGUAUUCUAAGGAAAUCAAUUGAAGAAGAUGCUAAUGAUUCAUUAAAUAUUGAACCAAUAUUAUUAUUAAAUGAACAAAUGAAAUUUGAUUUCUUUCCAUACUUUUUUAUACCAACUAAUAAUAACAAUAAUAAUAUUAAUAAUGGUGAAAAUGAAAAUGAAAAUGAUAAUGAAAAGGAAAAUGACAAUGAAAUGAUAAUUGAUGAUGAACGUUGUAAUACACAAUCAAAGAAUUUAAAACUUUUUGAAAAAAUGGGAUUUCAAAUUGAUAAUGGUUCAAAUACAGUUGUAACUUUAUCUACUGGUGGUGGUGGUAAUAAUAAUGAUAUAAAAAAUAUUGAAGAAUUUAUAAAAGAAUGGGAACUUAAAAAAAGAGAGAAUCAUAAUUGGGAUAUUGAUGGUAUAGUUAUAAAAGUGAAUGAUAUAAAUAUUCAAAGAAUAUUAGGAGACAUUAAUAGAUCACCAAGAUGGGCUUUUGCAUAUAAAUUUGGAGCAAAGAGUGAAAUUUCAACAAUAAAAGAUAUAGUUUUACAAGUUGGUAAAAGUGGUAGAAUUACACCAGUUGCAUUGGUUGAACCAAUUCAAGUUCAUGGUGUUACCAUUUCUCGUGCAACUUUAAAUAAUCUCUCAUACAUCAAUAAAUUAAAUAUUAAAAUUGGUUCAAAAGUUUUAAUUGAACGUGCUGGUGAUGUAAUUCCAAAAAUAAUUACUAACCUUGAUGAUAAUAUCAAUAAUACCAAUACCAAUACCAAUACCAAUAAUACCAAUAAUAUUGAAUCAUUAUUUAAAUGUAAUGAAAAUGGUAAUAUAUUAUGUCCAUGUAAUUUAAAAAGUGAAUUAGUUAAUAGAGUUGGAUAUGUUGAUUAUUUUUGUGUUGCUGAAAAUUGUCCAAAUCAAUUAGUUCAACAAAUUUCAUGGUUUGUUGAUAAGAAAGCAAUGAAUAUUCAAGGUGUUGGUAAAAGUCAAAUUCAAGUAUUAUUAGAGAAUCAAUUAAUUGAAGAUUUCGGUGACUUGUAUGAACUUUAUCAAUUUAAGGAAAAACUAUUAUCAUUGAAAGGUUUUAGUCAUACAAAAGUUAAUAAUUUAUUAGAAUCAAUUGAGGAUAGUAAAUCACGUGGUUUAGCUUCACUACUCUGUGCUAUAGGUAUACCUGGUAUUGGAAGCUCAAAUUCAAAGAUCCUCUCUGAGAAAUUUCAAUCUCUGGAUAAUCUAAUUAAUUCACCAUCAAUCGAAUCAAUUGAAUUACAAUCUGGUCUUGGUAGACAAACUUCUGAAUCAAUCUUUAAUUUCUUUAACCCAUUAGAUCAAUUUGAAAAACAAUAUUUAGAUUAUUUAAUUUUUAAAUUUAAAUCAAAUAAUUUAAAAUUAACUCAUAAUAACAAUAAUGAUAAUAAUGAAGAAAUUGGUAAUAAUAAUAAUAAUAAUAAUAAUGAAAAUAAUAAUAGUUUUUUAUCAAAUAAAUAUAUUGUAAUUACUGGUAAAUUUAAAUUGGGUGAUAGAGAUUUUGUAAAAGAUUUUAUUCAAAGAAAAUUUAAUGCAAAAGUUCAAUCAUCAAUAAAUUCUUUUACUCAAAUUCUAUUAAUUGGUGAAAAACCUGCAAUUGCAAAAUUAAAUAAAGCAAAUGAAUUGGGUAUACAAAUAAAAAGUGAAAAUGAACUUGAUAUUAAACAUUAA